AUGGGUCAAGCCACAUCCUCUGCGGUCCUGCAGGCCGUCACAGCGGUGACCGGCGCUCCAGGAUCAGCUGAUCCCUUGGCCACCAUGGGCAAGAACAUGUUUGAUGACAAGGUAAUGGCCGAGAAGCUGCCGGCAGCAGUGGUGAAGCGUUUCCAGGAGUGCUUGAUCAGCGGCGCACCCACAACGGAGGAUGAUCAGAAGAUCAUUGCAGAUGCGAUGUUUGAAUGGGCGCGGGAACGUGGCGCCGUGGACUUCAGCCACUGGUUCUUCCCGCUUCGUGGUCAGGGCGGCGCUGUGGGUGGCAUGCUCGGCGCCUUCAAGCAGGACACUCUUUUGGACCUCGACUUUGGGUCGAAGUACGUGACAAAGCCCAUGAAGGCCUGCUUACCAGCAGAGCGGCUUUUCCAAGGCGAGACCGACGGCUCGUCCUUCCCAAACGGAGGGCUCCGAGUAACACAUUCCGCGGCAGCCUUCACCACCUGGGAUCGGUCCUCCCCGCCUUUUGUGAUCAACAAGACAUUGUACAUCCCAUGUGCAUUCAUCACGCACUUCGGGAAGUGCAUCGAUGAGAAGACCCCACUUCUGCGGUCGAUGGAUGCAGUCAAGUCGCAAGGCUUGCGAAUGUUGAAGGCCGUCGGCCUUGGAAAAGAUGCCCAGACAAUGCAUAGCUACCUGGGCUGGGAGCAGGAGUUUUUUGUGAUGGAUGCUGCGCUCUACAAGGCCCGCCCAGAUCUGGUGAACACUGGCCGGACCUUGUUCGGCAAGUUGCCCACGCGACACCAGCAGGGCGACCUGAACUAUUUCCAGGCAAUCCCAACAAGUGUACAAAAUUUGCUGGACAACGUCCAGGCUGCAAUGUUGCUAGUGGGAUGCCCCAUGGCCGUGAAGCACAAUGAAGUCGCUCCAGGUCAGCAUGAGAUGUCUCCUGUCUUCCGGGUCGCGAACGUGUCCUGUGACAGCAACGUCUUCUUCAUGGAGACCAUGAACAGAGAAGCGGAAAAGCUCGGCUUGCAGGUGCUGUUCCAUGAAAAGCCUUUCGCGGGUAUCAAUGGCAGCGGUAAGCACGCCAACUGGUCAGUUGGAACGGAUACAGGCAUCAAUUUCUUCUACCCCGGCAAGACAGACGAAGGCAGGAAGCUCUACGUGAGUGGAAUUGCUUGCUUGGCUUAUGGCCUGUCUCAGUACAAUGAGCUUGUUCGCUGCACUGUGGCAACCGCCGGCAACGACCACCGGUUGGGCGCACAGGAAGCUCCUCCUGCAAUAAUCUCGCUAUACCCAGGACAAGGUUUCGAGCAGUUCGUUGACGCCGUCAUCGCUGGUGCGGACCUUUUGGGGUACAAGGCCGAGAAGAAACAUCAGCAGACAGGCUGCACCCAGGCCAUGUUCAUCGAGGCCAAUGUGGAGGACAGGAAUCGCACAGCACCCUUCCCUUUCUGCGGCAACCGCUUUGAGUUCAGAGCGGUGGGCUCUUCCCAGAACUGCUGCUUGCCUGUGAUGGUCUGCAACGCCAUCAUGGCUGCUGGCAUGGGUCACCUCGCCGGCUUAAUCGAGGGCGGCAUGUCCCACCGGGAUGCUGUGGCGAAAAUGUUCAAGGAGAACAAGCACGUGAUUUUUACGGGCAACGGCUACUCCCCAGAGUGGAAGGAGGAAGCCGCAAAGAGAGGCCUGCCAAACUUGAACACCACGCCCAAGGCUGUGGUGACCUGGAGCUCUGACAAGAACAAGAAGCUGUUCGACGACUUGAAGAUCUAUACCAAGGAAGAGACGGAGGCAAGACAAGAGGUCAUGCUGGAAAACUACAUCAAUUGCCUGACUAUCGAAGCGCAGACCAUGAUCAACAUGGUGGAGACUGGCUUCGUGCCAGCCUGCGCGAAGGACUUGAAGAAGUGUGAGAACAUGAGUAGCAAGUUCUCCGAGCCAAGAAAAACCGCGUACGAAGCGAUUGUGGAUGAGCUUGAAAAGCUCAAGGCAUGCAUGGAUGCCAUGCCACACGGCGACCUUGAGAAGGAAGCCACGUACCUUUGUGACAAGGUCAAAGUGCAGAUGGGAUCUCUGCGGGAGGCCGUGGACAAAGCGGAGACCAUGAUGGAGAGCAGCCUCUAUCCGUACCCAACUUACGAGCAGAUGAUCUACUCGCACCAUUUUUGA
Molecule: messenger RNA, 2148 nt
Organism: Symbiodinium pilosum
Lineage: Eukaryota; Dinophyceae; Suessiales; Symbiodiniaceae
Source: the annotation of a GenBank genome assembly